Messenger RNA from Penaeus vannamei (Pacific white shrimp), 761 nucleotides. RefSeq lists its product as uncharacterized. The record is from RefSeq and is a predicted model, not a curated record. Lineage: Eukaryota; Metazoa; Arthropoda; Malacostraca; Decapoda; Penaeidae.
AGGGAGGUCAGAUUUUCGGGGCUCUUAGUUCAUCUGCGGUCGAGGUCAUAUGAGGUCACGAGGAGCACCGUAACUAUGAACAGAUUACCCUUUCUCGCGUUCGUGUUGGCGUUGGGUGGCGGGAGGGCGGCCGGCCAGGGGAGGUUCCUGGAGAGACCCGUUGCUAGUCUCUGCACCUCGCGUUCGAGCCACGACCUCUUCAGCGGCCACAGGUACUACUACUCGUGGCUCGACCCUUCCAACGCCAACACCUUCCUGGACUGGGUCGACGCGAGAAACUGGUGCCGGAGGAGGUGCAUGGAUCUCGUGGCCUUCGAAGACGUCAGGGAGUACCAGAUGGUGUCCAGGAGGAUGGUGGCGAGCAGCAACAAAUUCUACUGGACUUCCGGGCGUCGCUGUGACUUCGACGACACUUGCCUGCGCCACGACCUCCAACCCGUCGACGUCAACGGCUGGUUCUGGUCCGCCUCCAACAAGAAGAUGCGACCGACCAAUCAGAGGAGCCCGUCGAAUGAUUGGUCGUACACGGGAGGGUACGGGACCCCCCUAGCCCGCGAACGGGACUUAGGAGGAGACAACGAGUCGUGUUUGGCCGUCCUUAACAACCACUACAACGACGGCGUCCGCUGGCACGACGUGGCUUGUCAUCACCGGAAGAACUGGGUUUGCGAGGACUCCGAUGAGCUCCUCACCUUCGUCAGGAGGAAUAACCCGUUCAUACGCCUGUAGGAGAGAGUGGGAGGAAGGAGGAGAAGUGGGAG